AGAUUCCGUUUCGUCACAUCCGGAUUGCUGCUCUUCCCGCAGCGGACUCGGCACAGGCAAGAUGUCUCGAGGCUCAAUAGAGAUCCCUCUCCGGGACACGGACGAGGUCAUUGAACUUGAUUUCGAUCAGCUACCGGAGGGGGAUGAAGUUAUAAGUAUUUUGAAGCAGGAACACACCCAGCUGCACAUAUGGAUCGCCUUAGCGCUGGAGUACUACAAGCAGGGAAAGACAGAGGACUUUGUGAAGCUGCUGGAAGCGGCACGUAUCGAUGGCAACUUAGAUUACCGGGACCACGAAAAAGACCAAAUGACAUGUCUGGACACCCUGGCAGCUUAUUAUGUGCAACAGGCUCGCAAAGAAAAGAACAAAGACAAUAAGAAAGAGCUGAUCACUCAGGCCACACUUUUAUACACCAUGGCAGACAAGAUCAUCAUGUACGACCAAAACCACUUGUUGGGAAGAGCUUGUUUCUGCCUACUGGAGGGAGAUAAAAUGGACCAGGCCGAUGCCCAGUUCCACUUCGUACUCAACCAGUCGCCAAACAACAUCCCAGCUCUGCUUGGUAAAGCCUGCAUUUCCUUCAACAAAAAGGACUACAGGGGAGCUCUUGCCUAUUACAAGAAAGCUCUGCGAACAACCCCAAACUGCCCCGCAGGUGUGAGGUUAGGAAUGGGCCACUGUUUUGUCAAACUGAGCAAGUUGGAUAAAGCUCGUCUGGCAUUUGGACGAGCUUUGGAUCUGAAUCCUUUGUGCGUCGGAGCCUUGGUUGGAUUGGCUGUUCUGGAACUUAACAACAAAGAGGCUGACUCUAUCAAGAAUGGUGUCCAACUACUCUCCAAAGCCUACACGAUCGAUGCUAGUAACCCAAUGGUUUUAAAUCACCUGGCCAAUCACUUUUUCUUUAAGAAGGAUUACAGCAAAGUGCAGCACUUGGCUCUCCACGCGUUUCACAAUACGGAGGUGGAGGCCAUGCAGGCAGAGAGCUGCUAUCAGUUGGCCAGGUCAUUCCACGUGCAGGAGGAUUACGAUCAGGCGUUCCAGUAUUAUUACCAGGCCACUCAGUUUGCAGCUCCCUCAUUUGUCCUUCCAUUCUUUGGCUUGGGCCAAAUGUAUAUUUACCGGGGUGACAAGGAGAACGCUGCUCAGUGCUUUGAGAAGGUGCUGAAAGCUUACCCCAACAACUAUGAGACAAUGAAAAUUCUGGGCUCGCUUUACGCGGCAUCUGAUGAUCAAGAGAAACGGGACAUUGCUAAGAGUCAUCUGAAGAAGGUGACGGAGCAGUAUCCAGAUGAUGUUGAAGCCUGGAUUGAAUUGGCUCAAAUCUUGGAGCAGACCGACAUUCAGAAUGCCCUGUCUGCUUAUGGCACCGCUACCAGGAUCCUACAGGAAAAAGUACAGGCAGAUGUACCACCAGAGAUCCUUAAUAACGUAGGCGCUCUCCAUUUCCGUCUGGGAAACCUGGGAGAGGCAAAGAAAUAUUUCCUGGCGUCACUGGACCGUGCCAAGGCAGAAGGAGAACAUGAUGAGCAUUAUUAUAACGCCAUCUCUGUCACCACCACAUAUAAUCUGGCGCGGCUGUACGAAUCACUGUGUGAAUAUCAUGAGUCGGAGAAGCUGUAUAAAAAUAUUCUGAGAGAGCAUCCCAACUAUGUGGAUUGCUAUUUACGUCUAGGAGCCAUGGCCAGAGAUAAAGGCAAUUUCUAUGAGGCCUCUGAUUGGUUCAAAGAGGCACUUCAGAUUAAUCAGGAUCACCCCGAUGCUUGGUCUUUGAUUGGAAACCUGCAUUUGGCCAAACAGGAAUGGGGACCAGGACAGAAGAAGUUUGAACGAAUUUUAAAGCAGCCUUCCACGCAGAAUGAUACCUAUUCCAUGUUGGCUCUCGGGAACGUGUGGCUGCAGACUCUGCACCAGCCAUCCAGAGAUCGCGAAAAGGAAAAGCGUCACCAGGAUCGUGCUCUGGCCAUUUAUAAGCAAGUCCUGAGAAAUGACUCCAAAAAUCUAUUUGCCGCUAAUGGCAUUGGAGCUGUUCUGGCACACAAGGGAUAUGUAAGAGAAGCACGUGAUGUUUUUGCACAAGUGCGAGAAGCGACUGCUGAGAUCAGUGAUGUCUGGCUGAACCUGGCCCAUAUAUACGUGGAGCAGAAACAGUACAUUAGUGCGGUUCAAAUGUAUGAAAACUGCUUGCGGAAAUUCUACAAAUAUCAGAACACAGAGGUUCUGCUGUACCUGGCUCGGGCGCUCUUUAAAUGCGGCAAACUUCUUGAGUGCAAACAGAUCCUGCUCAAGGCCAGACAUGUAGCACCCAAUGACACAGUCCUGAUGUUUAAUGUGGCUUUAGUGCUCCAGCGACUCGCUACCUCGGUGCUGAAAGAUGAAAAGAGUAACCUAAAGGAGGUGUUAAAUGCUGUCAAGGAGCUGGAGCUGGCCCAUAGAUACUUCAAUUACUUGAGCAAAGUUGGCGAUAAGAUGCGGUUUGAUUUGGCGCUUGCAGCUACGGAAGCCCGGCAAUGCUCCGAUCUUCUGAGUCAGGCUCAAUAUCACGUAGCGCGUGCUCGCAAACAGGAUGAAGAGGAGAAGGAGCUCCGAGCUAAACAAGAACAAGAGAAGGAAGUCUUACGGCAGAAGCUGCUUAAAGAACAUGAAGAGAAACGUCUGAAAGAAAUUGAUGAGCAGAAGAAGCUUCUGGAACAGAGAGCUCAGUAUGUCGAGAAGACCAAGAGCAUUCUGGCCUUUACCGGAGAAAGUGAAACUCCCAAAGAGAAGAAACGAGGGGGUGGCGGACGGCGCUCUAAGAAAACAGGAGAGUUUGAAGAGUUUGUUAAUGAUAAUUCUGACGAGGAACUCGCUCCUAGAAAGAAAAAGAGAAAGAAGGCCAGCAGCAGCGAGAACGAGGGAGGAGAGGAGAAUAGAGAAGGAAAGAAGAAUAAGAGGAAGAGAAGACCACAGAAAGCUGAAGGAUCUGAUGAUGAAGAACAAGAAAAAAGACCUAGAAAGCGCCCACCACCUAAAAAGAAACAGCCAAUCAAAGUGGACCGUACACCUCCUUCCAUGCGUGGGAAGAUUAAAUCAAAGGCCAUCAUAUCCUCCAGUGACGACUCCUCCGAUGAAGAUAAACUCAAGAUUGCAGAUGACGGACAUGCCAGAAACAGCAACAGCGACUCAGACGAAGGUCCCAAAAAAGCAAAAAGAAAGGUUAUGUCUGAUAGUGAUUCUGAUAAUGCGAACAAAUCGGGGAGUGAAGCUGGCAGCGCCCGAGGAUCACAACAGUCAGAUUCAGAUGAUAACGGCCCUUCGCCAAAAAAGAGACAAAGAUCCGAUUCUGGAUCAGAUAACGAUUCAGUGCGAUCCGGGCGAAGCCGUUCAGCGGGUUCUGACAAUGAGUCUCGAGCUGCAUCCCGUAGUGCUGGGUCAGACAGAGAAUCGGACAACGAAGGCUCGGGCCGGGGUUCUGGGAAUGGGUCAGAGCAGGAAAUUUCUGCCAAUGACAAGUCAGAGCACGGAUCAGACGACAGUGACUAAACCUGAAAUUAGUGCCGUGUUUUGCACUGAAUGUAAAUAUUGAUUUUUCAAAUUGAUACAAAACGUGUACUGUUUUCUUACGGAUAAAUGCUGUGAUAUGGGGGUGGGGAGACUUGUAUUAUCUUUUCUAUCCCAGCAUGCUGCGGCAUAUUGAGUUUUUCAGGAAAUAGGGUGUCCGUAUCAUACAUGGACAUUUAAAGGGAAGGUGACAUUCACUGAAAACAAUGUGGAGUGGCUUCAGGCAUAUUACAUGGUUUUCGUCCCUGUGACAUUUAUUCAAAAUGAUGUGCUUCCUUCCAAUUUUUUUUAUUUUUAUUAAGCUGCUGGGUUUAUAUGACUAAGCCAGAUCCCCUUUGAUAAUAUUUGCCAUUUUUUUUAUAUAAGGGGCCAAUAGGUUAUCUGCAAAGGGACUAUUACCCUGCAAUGACCAGGCUCUUGACACAAAUGGCAUCUCCACUAUUGUGCUUUUUUGCAACCGUCAUAAAUGGCAACUAAAGUCAGUGUUACAAGGCAAGGAGGGGGGUUCUGUGGCGUUCAUGUAUGCAAAUUUCUUUAAAGCAGAACUGUCACAAUUGAGAUGAUUGCUCAUCAUGAGGGCUGUACUUUUAACACGGUUGCAUGCCAAUGGCACUACAUCAGGACUACCUGAGCACAUGUUCCCAGGGGAUCGUAGGACCAAUGAAUGUGACCUACAGAGAAGUUACAGUCCUGCUUUAUCUACUGUUUUAUGUAAAAUAUAAAAUACAUCUCCCAGUGCUGCGCUCAUUGUGUUGCUAUCACUGGAGUAAUGCUAGCUCGAUCCGCAUUCGUUUUGCUACUUUUUCUUUUUGGAUAACAGUCAGUCGGGUUGUCUGGUAGAAUUGAGUGCCAAAUGUUGCUUUUUGAGACGUAGAACUGAUAAUGAGCGACAUAAUAUGAAGGCGCUAGAUCGGUCACAUUUGUCAAAGGAUCUUCUGACAAAUGAAAUGUUUUCUUUUUUGUUUUUUAUAUAUUAACUAGUGGAAUAAUUAAACAUUUUUAAGUAGCAGUAAUGCUUUUGGUCAGGUACCUGUUACUCUGUGACGUUUUUGCUCUGAUGGGAUGCGAGGAAACAUCCUAUCACUCAUUUCACUUUCUUCCCUGCAAGCUUUGUGGUUGACCAGGACAUUGCUUGAAUUGGUUAAUUAAAUGUGGAGAUUCGAAGAGCAGGGAGCGAAAGUGCAAACAUAAGAAAAUUUGAUUUCUGAUUAAUAAAUGCUGUAUCAUAA
Molecule: messenger RNA, 4767 nt
Organism: Pelobates fuscus (common spadefoot toad)
Lineage: Eukaryota; Metazoa; Chordata; Amphibia; Anura; Pelobatidae
Gene: CTR9
Product: CTR9 homolog, Paf1/RNA polymerase II complex component
Exons: 25
Coding region: 62-3520 (1152 amino acids)
Biological process (GO): regulation of DNA-templated transcription; transcription elongation by RNA polymerase II
Cellular component (GO): Cdc73/Paf1 complex
Molecular function (GO): RNA polymerase II complex binding
Source: RefSeq, a predicted model, not a curated record